Molecule: messenger RNA, 1431 nt
Organism: Gadus morhua (Atlantic cod)
Lineage: Eukaryota; Metazoa; Chordata; Actinopteri; Gadiformes; Gadidae
Gene: slc1a7a
Product: solute carrier family 1 member 7a
Exons: 8
Coding region: 1-1302 (433 amino acids)
Biological process (GO): L-glutamate transmembrane transport
Cellular component (GO): plasma membrane
Molecular function (GO): glutamate:sodium symporter activity; L-glutamate transmembrane transporter activity; neutral L-amino acid transmembrane transporter activity
Source: RefSeq, a predicted model, not a curated record
AUGUUUCCGGCCAACCUGGUCCAGGCUACGUUUCAACAGUACCGCACGCAGAGCAUCCCGGUGCCCGGCCCGCGGCCCACCGUGGCCCAGCUGCUGGACGAGACCACCACGCGACGCCUCUUCAUCUACGGUAUCCAGGACGACAACGGCACAGACAUCCAGAACUUCUCUCUGGACCUGACGCCGCCGCCCGACGUGGUCAUGCGCACGUCGCCUGGCACCAGUGAGGGCAUGAACGUCCUGGGGAUCGUCAUCUUCUCCGCUACCAUGGGGAUAAUGCUGGGCCGAAUGGGGCCCAACGGCAGCGCUCUCGUCAACUUUUGUCAGAGCUUGAACGAAGCCGUCCUGAAGAUCGUCGCCAUUGUCAUUUGGUACUUCCCCUUCGGCAUCGUGUUCCUGGUGGCCGGCAAGAUCCUGGAGAUGGACGACCCGUCGGCCAUGGGCAAGAAGCUGGGCUUCUACGCCAUCACAGUGGUCAUGGGUCUGGUGCUGCACGGCCUCUUCAUCCUGCCUGCCAUGUACUUCUUCAUCACCAAGAAGAGCCCCAUCGUCUACAUCAGGGGCAUCCUCCAGGCCCUGCUCAUCUCCCUGGCAACCUCCUCCAGCUCGGCCACCCUGCCCAUCACCUUCAAGUGCCUACUGGAGAACAACCACAUCGACCGCCGCAUCAUCCGCUUUGUGCUGCCGGUCGGCGCCACCAUCAACAUGGACGGCACGGCGCUCUACGAGGCGGUGGCCGCCAUCUUCAUCGCUCAGGUCAACAAUUACGAGCUGGACUUCGGCCAGAUCAUCACCAUCAGCAUCACCGCCACGGCCGCCAGCAUCGGCGCCGCCGGGAUCCCGCAGGCCGGCCUGGUCACCAUGGUGAUCGUGCUGACCUCGGUGGGCCUGCCGACCGACGACAUCACGCUGAUCAUCGCCGUGGACUGGGCUCUGGAUCGCUUCAGGACCAUGGUGAACGUGAUGGGGGACGCGUUGGCCACGGGCAUCAUGGCUCACAUCUGUAGGAAGGACUUUGUGAAGGAGGGGGAGCAGGUCCCUCUGAUCUGCGAGACCAAGCCCAUGAUCAGCAUCCAGCAGAUGAUGACCUACCAGAACCAGAAGAACGGCUGCUUCCAGCCGUCGCCGGUGGACCAGCACCACCUCUCCCCUGACGUGGCCCGCCUCAUGCAGCUGGAGGAGGGCGUGCGGCCGGGCGAGAGGCGGAGGCACGGCGCCCACCACCGGCGGGUGGCCGCCGCGGCCAGGGGGCACAAGGAGCAGUGUGCCAUCGACAUGAACGGUCUGGAGACCAACGUGUAGACCAGCCGCCGAUGGACCGGUCUGGGGACCAGCGUGUAGACCAGCCACCGAUGGACGGGUCUGGGGACCAGCGCGUAGACCAGCCGACGAUGGACGUUUGGUUUUUGGUCUAUUUUUGGGAUGGGGGGG